Messenger RNA from Penicillium angulare, 747 nucleotides. RefSeq names its product class I SAM-dependent methyltransferase. The coding region runs from base 1 to 747 and encodes 248 amino acids. The record is from RefSeq and is a predicted model, not a curated record. The transcript is spliced from 4 exons. Gene Ontology annotation, molecular function: methyltransferase activity. NCBI's taxonomy places the organism in Eukaryota, Fungi, Ascomycota, Eurotiomycetes, Eurotiales, Aspergillaceae.
AUGGCAUCUACAACAAAUCCCGAUUCGGCCGCCACACAAGCCCUUCCUAUUCCCAUAAGCGACCAUAGCCAGGAAAACACAUCCAGUGGGCACCAAAUUGCGAUCGAUGAGUUUGAUAGCGAUGAGCCGGAGUUUGAGAACUAUGGGUUGGAUAGCACUUCAUUGUCUUCGAGUAUUAUUCAAUACGAAUAUGAGAAUGGCCGGCGUUACCACAGUAGGAGUUUGGUAAGCUCUACAAAUGGCCUUGAUUUGUUGGAAACUCGCAGUAUCGCUAACACCAUUCGCAGGGGAAUUACAUGUACUUAUCAACUCUAUUCACCAGCAUCACGUUCAAGAGUAGUGACUAAUCCAAACAGGAUGCCGAAUGAUGAAGAGGAACAAGAUAGAAUGGAUUUGAGUCAUGACCCUUGUGGUCAACCUACCGCUAACAAGCCCACCAGAUGGCUCAUGUUAAUGAAAGGAGAAUUGCAUAAAGUCCCAGUAAAAGAUCCUCAGCGUGUCCUAGAUCUCGGGACUGGAACAGGCAUUUGGGCUCUUGAUAUGGCAGAAAACUUUCCCCAGGCCCACGUUAUUGGUAAUGAUAUUAGUCCUAUCCAGCCAGGCUGGACUCUUCCAAAUGUGGAAUUUAUCGUGGAGAACUUCGAAGAUGAAUGGCUUUACGAACACGACAGUUUUGAUUUCAUCCACGCACGACUUUUAGCAGGGCUUGUGGACUACCAUUCUCAACCUCUAUGGGUCGUUGUUUAA